This is a messenger RNA of Odocoileus virginianus texanus, 2338 nucleotides long. RefSeq names its product GAS2-like protein 1. The record is from RefSeq and is a predicted model, not a curated record. NCBI's taxonomy places the organism in Eukaryota, Metazoa, Chordata, Mammalia, Artiodactyla, Cervidae. Gene Ontology annotation, biological process: actin crosslink formation; protein localization to microtubule plus-end; microtubule bundle formation. Gene Ontology annotation, molecular function: cytoskeletal adaptor activity; actin filament binding; microtubule binding. Gene Ontology annotation, cellular component: cytoplasm; stress fiber; microtubule plus-end.
AUGGCAGACCCCGUGGCGGGCAUCGCUGGCUCCGCAGCCAAGAGUGUGCGGCCGUUCCGCUCAAGCGAGGCCUACGUGGAGGCCAUGAAGGAGGACCUGGCCGAGUGGCUCAACGCCUUGUACGGCCUGGGUCUGCCCAGCGGUGGCGACGGCUUCCUGACGGGGCUGGCCACGGGCACCACUCUGUGCCAGCAUGCCAAUGCCGUCACCGAGGCCGCCCGCGCCAUGGCUGCUGCCCGGCCUGCCCGCGGGGUGGCCUUCCAGGCUCACAGCGUGGUGCCGGGCUCCUUCAUGGCCCGAGACAACGUGGCCACCUUCAUCGGCUGGUGCCGUGCGGAGCUGGGUGUGCCCGAAGUGCUCAUGUUCGAGACGGAGGACUUGGUGCUGCGCAAGAACGAGAAGAGCGUGGUGCUCUGCCUGCUGGAGGUGGCGCGGCGCGGGGCCCGCCUCGGCCUGCUGGCCCCUCGUCUCGUGCAGUUCGAGCAGGAGAUUGAGCGGGAGCUGUGCGCCGCGCCCCCAGCCCCCAACGCCCCCAGUGCGGGGGAGGACACCGCCGAGACCACCGCCCCGGGAGCUCCAGCCCGUGCGCGCAUGACGCCCAGCGACCUGCGCAACCUCGAUGAGCUGGUGAGGGAGAUCUUGGGGCGCUGCACCUGCCCAGACCAGUUUCCCAUGAUCAAGGUCUCGGAGGGGAAGUACCGCGUGGGAGACUCCAGUCUGCUCAUCUUUGCGAGGGUGCUGAGGAGCCACGUGAUGGUGCGUGUGGGAGGCGGCUGGGACACGCUGGAGCACUACCUGGACAAGCACGACCCCUGCCGCUGCUCCUCCGCGGCCCACCGCCCGCCCCAGCCCAGGACGCGCACCUUCUCCCCGCAGCGAGUGUCACCCAGCCCCAGCCCCCGAGCUGGCAGCCCAGCCCCAGGGGGGGAGCGCCGGGGCUCCCGCCCAGAGGUGACACCCAUUGGCUUACGCAGCUGGAAGGAGGGGCCCGAGACCCCACUCAGGGUCCGGGACCAGCUGCCCCCCCAUCCCCGCUCCCGCCGUUACUCUGGGGACAGCGAUUCCUCAGCCUCCUCGGCCCAGAGCGGCCCCCUUGGUGCCCGCAGUGAAGACUCAGGCACUGGCCCCCGGAGGGAGCGUCCCAGCCGGCGUGUGACCACGGGCACCCCGGCCUCCCCGAGACGGCCUCCCGCCCCACGCAGCCAGUCCCGGGACCGGCUGGAUCGGGGGCGGCCGCGUGGGGCCCCAGGAGGCAGGGGAGGCCAGCUAUCCGCCCCCAGCCCUGCCCGGCGGGCCCGGAGUCAGAGCCGUGAAGACCAGGCAGUGCUACUGGUGCGUCGGGACCGAGAUGGACAGCACUCCUGGGUGCCGCGGGGCCGAGGCAGUGCGGGCUCGGGCAGAAGCAGUCCCCAUACUCCCCGUGCCCACAGCCCUGCAGCUCCCAGGGUCCCCAGCCCCAGUCCAGAGUUGAGCACAAUCCCGGCCAGUGUCUUCCGCACACCCUUGAAGCUUGACCCAAAGCAGGAACAGCAACUGUUUCGGCGCCUGGAAGAGGAGUUCCUGGCCAACGCCCGAGCCCUUGAGGCUGUUACUGGUGGGACCCCCAGUGGACCAGCCCCUGACCCAAUUCGGGCCCCAGACCCUCCAGCUCCUGACUCAGCCUACUGUUCCUCCAGCUCCUCUUCUUUGUCCCUCAGCGUCCUGGGUAGCAAGUGUGGGCAACCCGGGGACUCUGGCAGGAUGGCCAAUGGGCUGCCUGGGCCCCGAGGCCCAGCCCUGUCCAGCUCUUCCGAUGAGGGCAGCCCCUGCCCCGGUGUAGGGGGCCCACCAGAUGCUCCGGGGAGUCCUCUGACCGGCCCAGAGCCCCUGAGGACCUGGGCACGAGGCCAGAUGGACACACAGCCAGACCGAAAACCCUCACGCAUCCCCACACCAAGGGGCCCCCGCCGCCAACCCGGACCCACGGGGUCCGGGACCUGGCAUGCCCUUCACUCAGUCAGCCCAAGGACCGAGCCGGAUUCCUGGAUGUGACGGACCAGCCCAGCUGCCCCCAGUCCCCUGUUCCCUCUCUCCUUUUCCUUUGUGGCCUUAACCCCUCUGCAUCAGGGAGUGCCCCUGCCUCUUGGGGACCAGACCUCAUGGGACCAGACCCCUCGGGACCACAUGGCACAAUGGGACUUCUGGUGUACAUUCCGCUUGGGGGAUGAGCAUUGCUAUUUAAUUACUAAUAUUAUUGAAUGCCUUAGAGGAGGCUGGGCCAGCCCAGUAAGGACCCUUCCUGAGGUCCCGUGGCCCUGCAGAGCCUGACAGUAAAGUUUUCUUCUAGCUAAAAAAAAAA